UACUUGAGUAUGUUCCAUCACAUUUGACAUAUUUUUCUAACGAAAGUAAGAGGAGACACAGGAUCGAAGAAACAGAUGCGACUGUAUCACGGCAGAACAGAUCGAUCGGUAUGCCGGCGAACGAGCAAAAUGAGAUAUUCGCGCGAGUCGGUUCCGCCGUGUUUUACGGGUUCUCGUCGUUCAUGAUCACGGUCGUGAAUAAAACGGUGCUGACCACAUUCGAAUUCCCGUCAUUUCAAAUGCUCGGCGUAGGACAGAUGUUGGCCACGAUCGUGUUGUUGUUCUCUGCGAAGAAAAUGCGUUACGUCGAGUUCCCUAACCUAGAAGCGGCGACGUUCGGGAAAAUAUGGCCGUUGCCUAUUAUCUACAUCGGCAACAUGGUGUUUGGAUUGGGCGGCACCAAGCAGCUCAGCCUCCCGAUGUUCACCGCGCUAAGACGGUUCAGUAUUCUGAUGACUAUGUUUGCCGAAUAUUACAUUCUCGGAUUAAAGGCGCGCGUCUCCGUUCAACUAAGCGUCUAUACAAUGAUUCUUGGAGCAGUGGUGGCAGCGCUGAACGACCUAGCUUUUAAUUUGGAGGGCUACCUUUUUAUCCUGCUAAACGAUUUCUUCACCGCAGCUAACGGCGUCUAUAUGAAGAAGAAGCUAGACUCUAAGGAACUUGGAAAAUACGGAUUGAUGUACUAUAAUUCCUUGUUCAUGGUUGUCCCGGCCAUCGUUAUAGCUUGCUGGAUGGGAGAUGCACGCUCCACGAUGGAAUUUCCGCACUGGGGAAACGUUUUCUUCGUCGUGCAGUUUGGGCUUUCGUGUGUGAUGGGUUUUGUGCUAUCCUACAGCAUGAUUCUCUGUACCCUGCAUAACUCCGCACUGACCACCACUAUAAUCGGCUGCUUGAAAAACAUAUGCGUCACGUAUUUGGGUAUGAUUAUCGGCGGUGAUUAUAUAUUUACCUGGCUUAACUUUGUAGGAUUGAAUUUAAGCGUAAUCGGUAGCUUGGUUUAUACCUGGGUCACCUUCCGCAAGAAGGAGUCAGCUGAGCACAAGUAUUCGCCCCUCACAGAGGACCAAGUAGUCAAAGUUCAAAUCGUAUGAUCUGACAAUGCUCAAACUACGUUGUCCGAACCGUUUCCAUCCGGUCGAAAAAUUUCAUUUAGACGAUGAUCUUUGUUAAAGACCACUUCCUCUCCAUGUUUUCGUUUCACUUCUCCUGCUUGCCUCCUUCCUCGUGUCCGUUCGCUGGGAAGUACUCUGGGAAGCAUCGUGGGAAGUGGACGUAUAAAUGGGCAUAACGAUGAGAGACAACGAGCGUCAUACCAAAGUGAAAAAAAAAGAUGGUUACCGGAUAGAACGCGCUGUGCCAUAAACCUACCGUGUACCGGUAAACGCAACGUUUCGAGACGUAGAACGUGAUUUGUACAUAUAUACAUAUAUUCGUACAUUCGAAAGACGUUAUGCGCCGUUAAGCGUCGCCGUUAUGCAACAAUGUGUACAUAUAAAUUCUAUCGAAAUAAAUUUUAUUUAUGAAGAAAA
Messenger RNA from Hylaeus anthracinus, 1529 nucleotides. Its product is annotated as UDP-sugar transporter UST74c. Gene Ontology annotation, cellular component: Golgi apparatus. The record is from RefSeq and is a predicted model, not a curated record. The transcript has a single exon. Lineage: Eukaryota; Metazoa; Arthropoda; Insecta; Hymenoptera; Colletidae. Gene Ontology annotation, molecular function: antiporter activity; GDP-fucose transmembrane transporter activity. The coding region runs from base 111 to 1091 and encodes 326 amino acids.